Molecule: messenger RNA, 2187 nt
Organism: Parathielavia appendiculata
Lineage: Eukaryota; Fungi; Ascomycota; Sordariomycetes; Sordariales; Chaetomiaceae
Product: ubiquitin binding protein
Exons: 5
Coding region: 1-2187 (728 amino acids)
Biological process (GO): protein transport to vacuole involved in ubiquitin-dependent protein catabolic process via the multivesicular body sorting pathway; protein targeting to vacuole
Cellular component (GO): ESCRT-0 complex
Molecular function (GO): ubiquitin binding; metal ion binding; phosphatidylinositol-3-phosphate binding
Source: RefSeq, a predicted model, not a curated record
AUGAUGGGGUGGUGGUCCUCCGGGGCCAAUACAGCCCUGGAUGAGCAAAUAGAGAAGGCUACGAGCAGCAGCCUUGAAGACAUCGCCCUCAAUCUCGAAAUCUCCGACGUCAUCCGUUCCAAGACGGUGCAGCCCAAGGAAGCCAUGCGCUCGCUCAAGAAGCGCAUCAACCACAAGAACCCAAAUACCCAGCUUAGUGCGCUCAACCUCACCGACACCUGCGUCAAGAAUGGCGGCGCCCACUUCCUCACCGAAAUCGCGACCCGGGAGUUUAUGGAGAGCCUGGUGUCUCUUCUCAAAGCAGUCGGCCCCGGUACCAUCAACGCCGAAGUCCGCGCCAAGAUCCUCGAGCUUAUUCAGUCCUGGGCCACGGCCACCGAGGGCCGCUAUGAGCUUGGCUAUAUUGGGGAGGUGUACAAGACGCUGCAGAGGGAGGGCUUUCAAUUCCCUCCCCGAGUCAGCGUCGCGAGCAGCAUGAUAGACAGCAGCGCACCCCCUGAAUGGGUAGAUUCGGACGUUUGCAUGCGAUGCCGAACCGCCUUCACCUUCACCAACAGGAAACACCACUGCCGGAAUUGUGGAAAUUGUUUCGAUCAGCAGUGUUCGAGCAAGACCCUACCGCUCCCCCAUCUCGGCAUCCUCCAACCAGUCCGUGUGGACGAUGGGUGCUAUGCAAAACUCACUGAUAAGUCCUCCCGAGGCGGUGGAUCAAGCCACGAGCGCCCCGCGACGCUGUAUUCUUCGUUUCCCUCAAAGCCCCGGGUGUCUUCGAUGCAGCCGCGGAACGCUCGGGUGGAUGAUGGGUUCGACGAAGAUUUGAAGAAGGCCUUGGCAAUGAGCCUCGAGGAAGUCAAGAGCCAUUCUCGGAACUACGCGUCCUCGUCAGCCAAUGGGCCACCUUCCAGCCAGCCAAAGGUCAACGGGCACCCCCAACCCAAAGUCGCAGAGGAAGAGGACGAGGAUCUAAAGGCUGCCAUUGCAGCUUCUCUGGCGGAUAUGGAGGAGCAAAAGACGAAACACGCUGCGGCGCUGAAGGAACAGGCCUCGAACGCGACAACCUCGACACCAGCCACAACCUUUGCACUUCCCAAGAACGACUAUGAGCUAACGCCCCUGGAGGCGGAGAACAUCAACCUCUUUGCUACUCUCGUCGACCGCCUCCAGACUCAGCCGCCAGGGACAAUACUGCGCGAGCCGCAAAUUCAAGAGCUCUAUGACAGCAUCGGUGCACUGCGCCCCAAGCUGGCUCGAACCUAUGGGGAAACGAUGAGCAAGCAUGACACCCUCUUGGAUCUGCAUGCGAAAUUGUCCACAGUGGUCCGUUAUUACGACCGAAUGCUCGAGGAACGUUUAUCCAAGGCAUACAGUCAACACAGCAUAGGGGGCUACCAGCCUCCUGCGCAAAGACAGGCCUCUGGGCCAUACCCUUCCUUGCAGCCCAGUGCGCCCAGCGCUGGGGGCCCGGCUGAGAGCUUCUACACGGGAGAGCAGCAGCAGGACUACAGCCGCCUGUCCGCUCAACCGUCCUACCCGCCGCCGGCGCAGCAGCCGCAAUACGGGGCUUAUGACAGACGAGCUUCCGUUGCCGGUCCUAGUAACCAAUAUCCCCCUCAGCAGAUGCCCCAACAUACAGGGAGCUGGGCCCCUGUGCAGACCUUACAGUACAACCAGCAGCCCUCCCAUCCUCCUUCGCACGAAGCAACGCCUCCUCAAGCAGGGCAACUCCAACAAACAUCGACUCCAGCGCAGCUCUCCGCACCCGCAGCAAAUGACUCGGUCGGCACUACUCCAACUGCUGACCCCAGCGCAUCCUUUUACUUUAACCCGCAGCAGCAGCCACAGCAACCGCCACCGCAGCAGGGCCCCAGUUCUCCUCCUGAUCCUGCAAUGUCACCCUACCCGAACCUCGCUCAACCCAUGCAAUCGUAUCAGCCAUCGCUGCCUCAGACGCCAGCAUCUGCACAGGCUCAGCCGUCUCAGCCGCAGCAGCAGUCGCACCAGGCGCCACCGCAACAGGCCCAGCAACCGUACUGGCAGCAUUCUGCUGCUCAGCAGACACAGCUCCCGCCAGUGUGGCAGGCGCCUCCCAGCGCUGCAUAUGCUGGCUACUCCCAGGAGUCUUUUCCCUUGGCGCCGCAGCAUGCGCCGAAGCAGCCGGUUGUGGAAGAGAGUUUGAUUGAUCUCUGA